GAAUGUAUGGAUGGAUGUAUGAAUGAUGGGUGAGUGAAUGUAUGGAUGGAUGUAUGGAUGAUGGGUGAGUGAAUGUAUGGAUGGAUGUAUGGAUGAUGGGUGAGUGAAUGUAUGGAUGGAUGUAUGGAUGAUGGGUGAGUGAAUGUAUGGAUGGGUAUGUGGAUGAAUGAGUGAAUGUAUGGAUGGGUAUGUGGAUGAAUGAGUGAAUGUAUGGAUGGAUGUAUGGAUGAUGGGUGAGUGAAUGUAUGGAUGAAUGAGUGAAUGAUCUCAGUAACAUUUCUGGUACUUUCACAGCGGUCACGCCCUGGUGGCUCCGCCCACUAGUCACGUGUGCAGUUGUAUUAAUAACAGCUCGGGCGCGCGCACGCAGUAGCUGUGUUAUGAUGGGGCAGCGCGCGCGCCUGGUCUGAGGGAUCAGUGUGAGGAGAAGUUUUAUAGAUUUCUGUAACCAAUUAUUCAUUAUUGUCGAUUACAAAAGUUAUAAAGGAAUUAAAAUCUAACAGUGUGUGACAGUGAGGAAGAGUUAGCGGAGGAUCAGCGCUGUCAGAGCGGAGAAGUUGAUAUCUGUGUAGUUAGCGCGGUGCUAACGGCUGAGAGGAAAUCCUGUCAGAGCUCAGCCUGAGGGAAACACAUUAAUGAUCUAAUAUCAGCUUCUGUCACAUCAUUAUAACUGAACAGUGUUUAUAAGCUCAGAUCUGUAACCGCAGCAGAAUGUUCAGCUGGGUGAGUAAGGAGGGGAAGAAGAGGGAUCCGGAGCUGUUCGAGACGGUGGCGGAUGGACUGAAGCGGCUGUACCGGACUAAGCUGCUCCCGCUGGAGGAGAUGUACCGCUUCCAUGAUUUCCACUCACCCGCCCUGGAGGACGCGGAUUUCAGCAACAAGCCCAUGGUGCUGCUGGUGGGUCAGUACUCCACCGGCAAAACCACCUUCAUCCGACACCUGAUGGAGCAGGACUUCCCCGGCAUGCGCAUCGGACCCGAGCCCACCACCGACUCGUUCAUCGCGGUCAUGCACGGCGAGCAGGAGGGGGUGAUACCGGGGAAUGCCCUGGUGGUGGAUCCCAAAAAGCCCUUCCGCAAGCUCAACUCCUUCGGAAACGCAUUCCUCAACAGGUUUGUUUGUGCUCAGCUGCCCAAUCCGGUGCUGCAGAGUAUCAGUAUCAUCGACACACCAGGAAUCCUAUCUGGAGAAAAGCAGAGGAUCAGCAGGGGUUAUGACUUUGCAGCGGUGCUGGAGUGGUUUGCUGAGCGUGUAGAUCGGAUCAUCCUGCUCUUUGAUGCCCAUAAGCUGGAUAUUUCGGAUGAGUUCUCCGAGGUGAUCCGUGGUCUGAAGAACUAUGAGGACAAGAUGCGUGUGGUGCUGAACAAGUCUGAUCAGAUCAGCACUCAGCAGCUCAUGCGGGUGUACGGCGCGCUCAUGUGGGCUCUCGGGAAGAUCGUGAACACCCCUGAGGUUCUGCGGGUCUAUAUCGGAUCGUUCUGGACGCAGCCUCUGCUGGUGGCAGACAACCGGAAGCUGUUUGAGGCUGAGCAACAUGACCUGUUCAGAGACAUCCAGAGCUUACCACGAAACGCCACACUGCGCAAACUUAACGACCUCAUCAAGCGGGCACGCCUUGCAAAGGUACAAGCGUACAUCAUCAGCACCCUGAAGAAGGAGAUGCCUAUGUUUGGAAAGGAGAAUAAGAAAAAGGAGCUUAUUGCUAAUCUGGGAGAUAUUUACACCAAGAUUGAGAAGGAGUACGGGAUCUCUCCAGGAGACUUUCCAAAACUCUCCAAGAUGCAGGAUCUGCUGCAGUCUCAGGACUUCAGUAAGUUCCAGGCUCUUAAGCCAAAGCUGUUGGAGACCGUGGAUGAUCUGCUCGCAAACGAUAUUGCACGUCUGAUGACGUUGGUGCGUCAGGAGGAAUUGGCCACGCCAAGUCCUGCGGUGCAGGGUGGGGUCUUCGAGGGCUCGUCGGGCAGGCCUUUCAGCGACGGAUACGGAGAGGGAGUGUCUGAGGGCAUCGACGAGCUGGAGUGGGUGGUACAGAAGGACAAGCCCACCUACGAUGAGAUCUUCUUCAUGCUCUCACCUGUCAACGGCAAAGUGUCGGGUGCCACUGCUAAGCGUGAGAUGGUCAAGUCCAAACUGCCCAACAAUGUGCUUGGAAAGAUCUGGAAACUUGCUGACGUUGAUAAUGACGGUUUUCUUGAUGAUGAAGAGUUUGCUUUGGCCAAUCACCUCAUUAAAAUCAAGCUUGAGGGGCACGAGCUCCCAGCUGAGCUGCCCAAUCACUUAGUGCCUCCAUCCAAACGCCUUUAAUUAGUCCAAACUCCUGUAGAGAAUAACCACUAACCCUUAAUCACGAAGGCCUUACCCCUGAUCACCUGAUCAAAGCAAAUCUAGAGGGGCAUGAGCUGCUCGAUCACCUGAACCUCCAUCCACAUGUUCUCAUUAAAAUCAAGCACUACACAAGUAAAAUCUAUUACCUAGGAUCUGAGCCUUUAAAUCAGGGGUCCUCACAUUCCUUCAGUGUGUAACAGGAUCCAGGACCAGUUCUGAAUUUACUGGCCAGAAUUAAGGACCCUAAUCACCUUGUCAUAGCAAAGCUUGGAGAGCUCGAGCUCCUAACCAAUAAUCCAAUCACUUUGUGGCCUCGUCCAAAUGAUCAGCUCAAACACAAAUCUAACAGUAUCUAACCACUAAAUCAUAAUCCCUUCAUCAGAAUCAGUAAGUAGUCCAAACCAUGAGGAUCUAAAGCCCCAACUCUUAGACCUUACCACUAGUGUUAGGGUUAUGUAAGGGUUAAAGAGCCCGGUCACUUGCUGUCUGACCACAUGUGCCAAAUAAAUUCAGCCAUAAGAUCAAAACCUUAAUGCCUAAAUCCUUAAUUACUCGAUCACUGUGAAUUACCUUUAACCUUCAUCCACAUAAAUAACACUAAACUUAAACCUAAACCACCUGCUACCUCCGUCCAAAAUCUACUCACUAAAGAUCAAACCAUCAGCUUUCACUCCUGGUGCCUCACCGUAAUGCUUUAACUCAUUAUUUCACUUUGUAAACAUGUACCUGCAACCUGCAUGUGAACAGUGUUUUUACCUGUAAGCACCUUUUUAUUUUUAACUAAUUUAAUUUAGCAUUUAAGCUCCACCCACAUUCAUUCACCUGUCCUAAUCCACCAGUCACUGUAGUGCUGUGCUGUGGAAAUGAGCUGCAUCUGUUCACUGUUCAGAGUGUAAAUCACAUUUAACCCUAAAUCAUACAUUCUAAUGUAGACUAAAGCUCUGACCCCCCUCACGGCUGAGCUCAUUAUUGUGAAGUGAUCAGAGUGAAUUACAACACAACACUACAGGCUCCAUAUUACACACACUGUAUUAUUACAGGAGGAGCUCCUCACUCCUUUACAUUUUCAUUUUCUCCAAAUAUUCAUUAUUCUAAUCAUAAGUAAUAUAAAGAAUUAUAAUUAAUAUUAGUCUUUAGUGUAUCUAAUGUAAUAAACAAGUUUAUUAUAUGUAUUAAUCAUUUCAGUCUUAACUCUUUUUGGUUUAAACAUGUUAAACUGUUUGUUUUCCCAGUUCUCUAUAUAUUCAGGUUAAUAAUUUCUGAUUUAUUUUAUAACAGAUUUGACAUUAAACAGUUUAAACAAUCAAACACAAACACAUCUCCAGCUACACAAGAUAAAUGCAUUGUUGUGUUUACUAAUGUGCCAGAACAUCAUUUAUAAUUGCAGUGUUAAUGGUGGACAAUACAGCCCCAGCUCUCUGUUAUGUUGGAUUAAACUUUAUAUUGCAGUGAUGAUGUACGCUGUAUGAUUAAAGAAAGAGAAUAAUAAUAAUAAUACUAAUACUAAUAAUACUGCAUUACAACCUGCACUCCAAACUAAACACAGCGUUAUUCUCACCUCAUCCUAACAUUUACUCAAAUCUCAGUGUGUGUGUGUGUGUGUGUGUGUGUGUACUCAGUGCAUUGUUUAAUGUUUUAUUAUUUACACAUGUUUAUAACAUUUAGUAAAUUUACCCUGUUUUAUUUAACUUUCAAAUAAAGUUUGGUCUGUGAAA
Molecule: messenger RNA, 4040 nt
Organism: Trichomycterus rosablanca
Lineage: Eukaryota; Metazoa; Chordata; Actinopteri; Siluriformes; Trichomycteridae
Gene: ehd1b
Product: EH-domain containing 1b
Exons: 5
Coding region: 712-2304 (530 amino acids)
Biological process (GO): endocytosis; endosomal transport
Cellular component (GO): cytoplasm; plasma membrane
Molecular function (GO): protein binding; calcium ion binding; GTP binding
Source: RefSeq, a predicted model, not a curated record